Molecule: messenger RNA, 1136 nt
Organism: Lactuca sativa (garden lettuce)
Lineage: Eukaryota; Viridiplantae; Streptophyta; Magnoliopsida; Asterales; Asteraceae
Source: RefSeq, a predicted model, not a curated record
CAGAUCUACAUAUAAGUAUUCACAAUAUAAGCUACACUGAAAUCGAUUCAGAUCAGAAGCGUUGCUUGUGGAAUUUGAUUGUUAGGUUAUGGAGGAAAACAGAAGGAAGAUGUCUUCUUUGCAGUUGUGUUGUUUUCUAUUGAUCGGUUGCUUGGUUUCGACCAUUUACGCUUCUUCCGACGCUAGUUCAGAAGAACAUGCUCAAGAAGUUCAUUGUUCCAGAGAAAGAAGUAGAGCUGCAUACAAUAUUAUUGAGGAGUAUUUGAUUCCAUUUGUUGAACAAGAGAAUUACCAAAUGUCACAUAAGUGUAAGCUUCAUCCUGGAAAUGACAUAUUUAGAGAUCAAGAAGAGCACAAGAUUCAUGUGGAUGUAAAUGAAUGGCGUUGCGGAUACUGUAAGAAAAGCUUCCGAGCAGAGAAAUUUCUUGAUCAACAUUUUGACAACAGACACUACAAUCUUCUAAAUGUUAGUGAGGGCAAUUGCUUGGCAGAAUUAUGUGGAGCAUUGCACUGUGAUCAUGUAAUAAAUUCUGUUGUUCCUAAAUCAAAGUGCAAUCCUGCAGCUGCAGCAAGAAAUCGUCACUUAUGCGAGAGUCUUGCAGACAGCUGUUUUCCUGUACAUCAGGGUCCAUCAGCAGGCCGACUUCAUGAACUAUUUUUACGCCAAUUUUGUGAUGCACAUACUUGUUCAGGCCGCAUUAAGCCCUUUUCUAGAGGAGGCAAGAAGCAUACCAACAUCUUUUACUUUGCUAUAUCAAUAUUGAUUUUGAUGUUGCUCCCAAUUUUCUAUCUCAUUGUAUAUCUGUACCAAAGAGAAAUGAGAAAGGGCACACAGAUUCUAAGGCGCAUCUCAAAACAGAGUCUAAAGAAAAAACCAUCUUAAUUGGUCAUGGUCGUGGAUUUAUAUAUAUGGCAAUUGGCACCAUUUGAUAUAUCCGGAACAUGGAGUGUAGCAUUCUUUACAAAGAAAAACAAAUGACGUGGCAUUAUAGAAUUAUCUUCUGAUACAAGAUCCAAGUCUUCUAGAAGCUUUGUACCAUGUCAUCGACAUACACUCACCUAGUAUUGGAAUUCAUGGGUUUCAUAUCUUGUAUUCCUCAUACUCACUAGGAUGUCAAAAAUUAGUUUGACCCUUA